GCAGUCAAUGCUAUAAAAAGGAACGCAGCUGAUAUUCUGAAACAGUAGAUCGUCGACCUUCGGUAGAUCAUCUUGGAUACAUACAUCAUCCAGUAGCAGAUCGGCUUAGUCUCUUAGGAACUAAACGUCAUUAACUUCAUCAAAAUAUGUUAUCUUACUUGUGGCUAGCUGCCGCAUCGCUGAUUAUCAUCGCUGCAUACCCACAAAUGGAUGAUAUCGUCUUUGACGGACCUGUCGCUACCAGGACACCCAACGGAGAACGAAGAAUUACAUCAACAUCCACAACGACUGUGGCAUCUAGGAAUGAAAAUGGUAGGACUACGACUCCUCAAUCUGUGAAUCAAUUCAAUACGUGCGUUGAUACUUGCCCGGUAACAAAUGAAUACAAUCCUGUUUGCGGUACGGACAAUGUUGAUUACUCCAAUCCAGGAGGAUUGGGUUGUGCGCAAAGGUGUGGAAAAGAAGUGACAUUAAGAUAUUAUGGACGCUGUUCGACAGGCACGAGUGGAUGAUAUAUAAUAACCAUCAUUAAACAAUAUAAUUUACAAUAAUAUCAUUCUAUGAGAUAGUAAAACAUUGAUUGUCUAGAAAAUGGAAGAAAAAUACACAUAUUUACACACCAUAGCAUAUACACACACAUAUUACAAAUAUAUUAAUUUACUUUAAACAAAAAUAAUUAACUGAUGGACACACACUUCAUUUUUAUUUUGACCUUUGUAUCCUCUAAAUAAUUCUGAAAUAAAUGAUACUAAAUGCGAA
Messenger RNA from Cataglyphis hispanica, 759 nucleotides. RefSeq lists its product as uncharacterized. Gene Ontology annotation, molecular function: serine-type endopeptidase inhibitor activity; protein binding. Bases 147 to 512 code for a protein of 121 amino acids. NCBI's taxonomy places the organism in Eukaryota, Metazoa, Arthropoda, Insecta, Hymenoptera, Formicidae. The transcript has 5 exons. The record is from RefSeq and is a predicted model, not a curated record.